Capsaspora owczarzaki ATCC 30864 is the source of this 1229-nucleotide messenger RNA. RefSeq lists its product as hypothetical. The record is from RefSeq and is a predicted model, not a curated record. The transcript is spliced from 2 exons. The coding region runs from base 111 to 887 and encodes 258 amino acids. Lineage: Eukaryota; Filasterea; Ministeriida; Capsasporidae.
GACCCCAUUUCUCAGCGUUCGCUCAAAUCUCAAAGAGACCAACACCAGACAAACCAUAAACACGAAACCCGUCCCCCCUCCCCCUUUUUCAAAACAAACAAACUUGAAAGAUGGAUUCGGCAUUACCAGCUGAGAGCGGCGCUGCUGCUGCUGCUGCGUUGGCUGAGCAACGACCAGAGCAAGCGAACGAUGACGCUCAGCCAAUGGACACUUCCACGACCGCCACAUCAUCCGCAACACCAGCAUCGACAUCAGCAUCAUCGUCGUCGUCAUCGUCGGCAUCGUCGUCAUCUUCAGAAGUAGCAGCAGCACGGCGAGAACGCGAGGAUGAGGACGGAUCUGCAGACGAGACCGCUGCCGGUACUACUGCUGCCACAACUACCACUGCUGCCACGACUGCCACUGCGGCCACUGCGGCCACUGCAGGAUCCGGAGGAGCACCAGGAUCAACGGCCGGAGCAGCAGGAGCACCAGCGGGGUCGUCGGGCGGCGAGCGGAGUGGCCGCAGCAGCAGCACUGGCACAAACGGCCCCAAUGCAAAGUCCAUGGACCCUGCAGUGAGCCGAGUGAACAAGGAGAAGGGUCGCAUCAACCGCCGCGCUGUCAUGAACAGAUUGCAGGGAUCGCUCAGAGAGACAAACUCAACCAAGCAAAAGCUCCAGAAUAUGCUCGCCUUCCUAUCGUACAUGAUGGAAGACCUCGAGGCAAUGCAAACUCAGACUGUUUCGAGCUCUGUCGGAUCGGCCAAGACCUGGGAAGGACUGCGAGAUGACAUUCGCUCACUCUUUGUGAAGGCCGAAAAGACUCAGGAAAGCGUGCAACAAGAAGCAGAACGCGUUACUGCUCGUCUAAGCGCACUUCGAAACUCGAGUCUCAAGGACAAGUAGUACAGUCGUCGUCGUCGUCGUCGUCGUGGUAGUAGUGGUUGGUGUUGUUGUCACAAGAAGCAAGAACGCGUGACUGCUCGUUUCAGCAAACUUUGAAAACUCGCGUGUCAAGGGCAAAGCAAGAUGCGGCACAGUCGCCGUUGUUGCAGUUGCAGUUGUCAACGCGCCAAAGCUUUGUGUGGGGUUUUGUAACCCCUGUGUGUAAUCAUUCUCGGCAUCUUUCAUGCUGUUAUACGUGCUUAUUUCAUUGCUGUCAAUGUCAAUCUAAUCAAAACAACAACAAACAACAAACAACAGCGACUGCCUUCCGUUUGUCGCGUUCACUGCGGUUGCGUUGGUCUU